AUGGACAUUGAGGCAGCGAUUCUAUCUAUAAAUAAAAAUGAUUUUUCGUGUUUUAAUAAGAUUCUGAAUCUUUUAGCUCAUAGCGAAGGAGAAAUUUCUAAUGAUUGCCUUGUCAGACUUCUAGAUACCGUUGACAAGAAUCUACGAAAUAUUCCUGAAAGCUUGCAGCAACAGCUCACAACAGCAAUCUGUCAUCGCAUUGAAUGGAUAACUUCUGAAAGCUCGGAUCUGGUUCGUACCUUCAUCCAGUUGCUCUCUUCCUUGGCUGAAGUUGUGCCAGAAAGCCUGGCACAAACGACCCAAUUGCUUUGUGCCCUUCUACUACAAGCCGACUGUUCGCGAACUGACUAUGCAGCCUACCAUCAAUCAUCCACUUUACUUCUGCUGGAAUUACUGAGUCAUUUCCCGCAAGCUGAACGGUCUAUAUGUGAUAGUGUUUUUACCUCCACUCCUUCUUGGUUCAGAUCUCUAAAUGAGAUUGCUUACUUUUCUUUCUGUCUAUCUGAAAUUUUUGUCUCCAAAGACGUACCUUUUCAGUUUUCAUAUCGUCUAGAUAUGUUGCAGACGUUGGCGCGGCUGUCGUUAGAUUGUGAAGUCAAUUUAUCCCCUGCAUCCUUGUCUUUUGUUGAAGCAUUCGACUCCCUCGUAGACAUUUUAGGUUCUGAGAAAUCCGUUAGAGUGGAAUUUGUGGAGUUAUUGACACAAUUAUGCGCCUAUAAUGUAGAUUCUUCUAAUAAAUUAACCACUUUGACUUGGAUAAUGGCUAAAUGUGUCCCUAGGUUGUGCGCGUCAGCCAGAAAUGAACUUGACUGGACGAAACUAUGUCAGGUGUUUUUUCUAAUUAAAAAGCUAUUUGGUGAAAGUAUCAAGCUUACAGGAACAAAAUCAGAAUCCUUUUCAUUCUUGGUCUGUUAUAUUUCUAGCUUGAAGCCCGGUAUUCUCAUAAAUUUGGUUGAGUUUUUGUGGAACUCUUUUGUGAUUGCCAUUGGGGAUACUCACUCAGUAAUCUUUUUAUCCUAUCUUGCGGACAUUCUUGUUAGACUUAAGUGCUGUUCUAGAGAUCUAAUAAUUAGUGUCUUGAACGAUAUGAUUGUUUGGUGUGUGACGUUUCCUUAUAAAAACAAGACAUCCCUUAACAACAGGAUUUAUCUGGCGGUCUGUGAAGCGGCUUUUCGCAUAUUCGUCGCCCGACAUGAGUAUUUACUUAGUUCUCCACCACACAAAUUGGCCUUGGCACAACUUCCAUUUAGUCAAAUUAUUUUAUCAUCAUUUCAACCCUUUGACUUCUUGCAUCCUAAUGUUAAACAUGCUGUCAUUUUUGUCGCACUAAAGUACGACCUCCCUUGGCCGGCUCUAGGUCUCCUUAAUUUGGAUACAAAAGAUGAUACCCAUGUUGGUACUCCAUUCCAGCCUUCACUUAUUUCGGACAACUCAAUGUGGAUUAAUUACUUGUGUCAGACACCUUUGCAUAGCUAUGAGAAAAAUCUGCCUUUGAAGUUAGGCCAAUUUUUAAUGCCAAGUCCAUUCAAAGUCAAAAUAUAA
Messenger RNA from Protopolystoma xenopodis, 1542 nucleotides. NCBI's taxonomy places the organism in Eukaryota, Metazoa, Platyhelminthes, Monogenea, Polystomatidea, Polystomatidae. The record is from the annotation of a GenBank genome assembly.